AUGGCGGCCCGCGCCUCAAUCACCGCCGUGCUACUGGCCGUGCUGCUCGGCUAUGUGUACAACUCGUAUCUGCAGCGAGCCCUUGUUGUAAUGGGCGCCUUUCGACAAGCAGGAAGCACAGAGCUGGCGCCUGGAGACUUUGUAGUUAUUGAUGGCACGACACACUGCGAGGACCUGCAUUAUCACGAAUCCACCGGCCUCAUCUUCACUGCGUGUGAAGGUUUCCAAGGGGCCCGUCUGAAGUGGUUCCCUCCGAUCGACCACUUUUUUGAGCCAUCACACCCUGAGCUUGUCAAAGGGAAUCUCCAAAUAAUUGACCCAAAGACAUUAAAGGCACAGGUUCUGGAGCUUGAAGGCUUUAGCGGUCCAUUCGUGACUCAUGGCAUUGAUGUUAUUGAUGACCCGAACAAGUCAAAAGGCGAAGCGGUUUACAUCUUUGCUGUUAACCAUAGGCCCAAUCCUAAACACUAUGGCGAAAAUGGUGAUGCCAAUGCUCCGCAGUGUUAUUCAGUCAUAGAGCUAUUCCAUCACGUUGUUGGAUCAGGCAAGGCAAAGCACAUCAGGACAAUAUGGCAUCCACUCCUCACCACGCCAAACGACAUAUUUGCCAUGUCUCCAACGUCGUUUUUGGUAACCAAUGAUCACUAUUUCAGGACCGGAUUUCCGCGAAUGUUGGAGGACCUUAUGCCUGCGAUUGCACACACAAGUGUUAUUCAUGUCCAGCUCAAGGACUUGAAGCCGGUAAAGAAUGACGACGCAGGAGUUCAUGCGUCAGUUGCAUUAGACAAGCUGCACAAUUUGAACGGACUCGGGCACGGUCGAACUGAAGAUGAAGUCUUCGUCACCGGCUGUGCCAGCGGUGUCAUGCAUGUGGGCAAGAUCAGCGAAGGCAAGGAUGCCGAGAAGAUCAUCGGCGUCAGCAAAACCAUCGAAUUUAGCUUACCUGUCGACAACCCGACAUACUUCAAGGAUCCUUAUGCAAAUAAAACAUUUGAUGCAAGUGGAGUUGUUGCAUCUGGGCCCACUAGAGGCAUAGAUUGGUUCUCGAAUAAAGGCAAGGAGAAUGUGUUAGAUCCCAGCAUGGUGUGGAUGGCCUCGCCAAGGUCCAGCGGACAGAAAGGAGAAGGUGCUGCAAAGGGGGAAGACUGGGAUCUCAAAGUCAUCUUCCAGGAUGACGGGCAGAGAGUGCGAACCUCGAGCGCCUCUGUUUUGCUGGCCAUUGACCCCAAAGAGGAGCAAGGCAGACGACGCGCGUGGCUCUUUGUCUCGAGCUAUCAAUCCAACAACGCCAUUGCUGUCAAGAUCGAUCUAUGA
Molecule: messenger RNA, 1314 nt
Organism: Trichoderma gamsii
Lineage: Eukaryota; Fungi; Ascomycota; Sordariomycetes; Hypocreales; Hypocreaceae
Product: serum paraoxonase/arylesterase
Exons: 2
Coding region: 1-1314 (437 amino acids)
Source: RefSeq, a predicted model, not a curated record